GUUUGUGUAGAAAAGAAGAAAGGAUUGUUUCCUGUCUUCGUGUGUGCAGCAGUCUAGAGUUGGAAGAAAAGCAUCAUCGUCUCUCAUCAUGCCGAUGUUCACGGUGAAUACCAACGUCGCAAAAGGCGACGUGCCUGCAGCUCUGCUGUCCGAGGCCACGGAGGAAUUGGCUAAAGCGAUGGGCAAACCUGCACAGUACAUUGCUGUGCACGUCAACCCUGACCAAAUGAUGAUGUUUGGAGGAAAGGGAGACCCCUGUGCAGUCUGCUCCCUCCACAGCAUCGGCAAGAUCAGCGGUGCUCACAAUAAGCAGUACUCUAAACUCCUGUGUGGACUGCUCAACAAACACUUGGGCAUUUCUCCUGACAGGAUUUAUGUUAACUUUGUGGACAUGGAUGCAGCCAAUGUGGCCUGGAACAACACUACAUUUGGUUGAGAUGGAGGUCAACAUUUGGAAAUACAGGAUCAUUCCACUGUUUCUUCUUCAAGUGCAAGCAUAGUCAAAACUGAAAUGAAAAGCAAAGACACUUUGUAAUGCAUUGGUCAAAAUACUGUAUGCCUUUCCUAAAAUGAAUUAACUGGACCCUUUAGCGUUGCACUAAUCCCUUCCCAUAGAAAUGCAAUAAAGCAAAUGCUGUUGAUUGUA
This is a messenger RNA of Cololabis saira (Pacific saury), 646 nucleotides long. It is a transcript of the gene mif, whose product is annotated as macrophage migration inhibitory factor. The record is from RefSeq and is a predicted model, not a curated record. Lineage: Eukaryota; Metazoa; Chordata; Actinopteri; Beloniformes; Belonidae. Gene Ontology annotation, molecular function: cytokine activity; phenylpyruvate tautomerase activity. The transcript has 3 exons. The coding region runs from base 89 to 436 and encodes 115 amino acids.